Molecule: messenger RNA, 895 nt
Organism: Durio zibethinus
Lineage: Eukaryota; Viridiplantae; Streptophyta; Magnoliopsida; Malvales; Malvaceae
Source: RefSeq, a predicted model, not a curated record
AACACUAAUUGUUUCUCGAAACUAGAAACAUCAUAACCGAAGAUCCCACCAUGGUCUCUUCUCUUUCUCUCUCAGCCUCUUUCUCUGUUUUUCAAAUUUAUCCUCCGUCACCUUCCCGUGCCAGAUUCCGACCACCUCUCGCAGCUACCGCCACCGCCACCGCUGAAGCCACUACCACCGCCAGCUCUUACACUUCGAAACAAGAGAGAGGUUCUACGAGCGGUGGUUUUCUGAGCCGUCCAGCAAUGGCAGCGACAUGCACGUCGCUAUACGAGGUGCUAGGGAUUUCGGUUGGUGCUUCGAACCAGGAAAUCAAGGCGGCGUACCGUCGAUUGGCAAGGGUUUGUCAUCCGGACGUGGCAGCAAUCGAUCGGAAAGAUUCAUCGGCCGACGAGUUCAUGAAGAUCCAUGCGGCUUAUAGCACCUUAUCGGAUCCCGAGAAACGAGCCGUCUAUGAUAGUAAGCUUAUCUGGAGACGCCAACGGCCGUUGACUUCGGCUUCUAGGUUUUGUGGAUAUACAGGGAGGAGUUGGGAGACCGAUCAGUGCUGGUAAACGAGUUGACUCUCUCAAUUACGCUACGGAGUUAGAAGUUGAGCUCAUCAACGGUUUCUAAUUUCCGUAAGUUUGUACAGUUAGUCGGUUAAUUAUGUAUCUCAGAAAAAACAAAAAACCGAUUUACUAACGCGAAAAAAAAAAAAAGAAGACCGGAAGAUUUGGCCGGAGAAAUCAGAGGCGUUGAUUGUGCCACGUAAGAGCUCUGCUCUUUUUUUAGCCUUUGCGCUUGGCUGAUGCAUAGAAGAAGACUAAGAAAAACAUGAAUCCCUUCCCUUUGUACUUUUACAGUUAUCAAAAUCACAAUUACAAACGAAAAAACAAGGGUUUUCUUUGCUCGA